Molecule: messenger RNA, 621 nt
Organism: Rotaria sp. Silwood1
Lineage: Eukaryota; Metazoa; Rotifera; Eurotatoria; Philodinida; Philodinidae
Source: the annotation of a GenBank genome assembly
AUGUCAACUUACAAAUUAUAUUAUUUUAACGGGCGUGGUCGUGCUGAAAUAUCACGUCUAAUCUUUGCUGCUGCUGGUCAAAAAUUUCACGAUAUUCGAUAUGAAGAGAGCGAAUGGCCAACACAUAAAACUGAAAUGCCUCUUGGGCAAAUACCAGUACUUGAAAUCAAUGGAUUCAAAUUACCUCAAUCGAUUUCUAUUGCACGUUAUCUUGCCAAAGAAUUUCAUUUGGCAGGUAAAAAUAAUUUGGAACAAGCUAAAGUAGAUGCCGUUGCUGAUACAUUAACUGAUUUAAUUAAUAAAUUCGCACCAAUUUUGUGGGAAGAAGAAGAUGAAAACAAGAAAAAAGAAGGUAUUAACAAAUUUAUGACUGAAGAAUUACCAAAACAUUUAAAAAAUCUCGAAACUUUGGGACAUUCUUACAGUGAUGGUGGUCAUUUUUUCGUUGGUAAUAACCUCACCUGGGUAGAUCUAUAUGUAUACGAUAUGGCUCAGAAUCUUCUCGAAAUAGAUGGCAACCUUUUCAAUCAAUAUCCUUGGUUAAAAGCUAAUCGAAAAGAAGUUGAAAAACAACCAAGAAUUGCGGCAUACCUCAAGAGUCGUCCAAUAACACCAUACUAA